AUGAGCGAUGAACAACUUCAUCAUCUCUCCUUGUUUGCUUCUUCUGCUUCGGAGAAGGUCUUACCGAAUGUCGUAUCAUCCUUACAGCAACAACAACAACAACAAGGCUCAUCAACCACGGAGGGAUCUGAUGAAUCAUCAUCAACCAACACCAAUAGUAAUACGAAUAAUAAUAUCGAUCAUACCAAUGUUCAGUACAAUAUGGAAGUCUUAGAUUCCAUACUGCACAGUAUUGCUUCAAAUUUGGACAUGCACAAGUGUUAUGAUUGGAAUCAAUUAUAUCUUUUCAUGUCAUACAAAAUUCAUGAAGUACGAAAAUCAUUCGGAAAUAAUCAAGACGGAUUUGAACCAUUAAUGCAGUCGAUUGAUCAUCAUUUUGUUAAAUUUGCUAGUAAUCCUCCGUUCACUCUACAACGUUUGUGUGAGUUACUCACUCAACCCAACAGGCACUACAAAAAACUAGGUCAUUUACUUUCGUCAAUAGAAAAAUGUUUAACGGUGAGCUCAUUCCUUUCCGAUUUUUAUGAUGAUGGAUCGGGUCGUCAUAUGGAAUUAAGCCAAGAAGAAAUCAUGAAUGAUAAUACACAACAUAUUUUGGAAGAAGAAAAUGACGUUACCAUGAAGGAUGUAUAA
Molecule: messenger RNA, 633 nt
Organism: Naegleria lovaniensis
Lineage: Eukaryota; Heterolobosea; Eutetramitea; Acrasida; Naegleriidae
Exons: 2
Coding region: 1-633 (210 amino acids)
Biological process (GO): protein dephosphorylation
Cellular component (GO): protein phosphatase 4 complex; cytoplasm; nucleus
Molecular function (GO): protein phosphatase regulator activity
Source: RefSeq, a predicted model, not a curated record